Molecule: messenger RNA, 4025 nt
Organism: Haliotis rufescens (red abalone)
Lineage: Eukaryota; Metazoa; Mollusca; Gastropoda; Lepetellida; Haliotidae
Product: alpha-N-acetylglucosaminidase-like
Exons: 23
Coding region: 121-2457 (778 amino acids)
Source: RefSeq, a predicted model, not a curated record
GUAAAUCACAUGACUACGUUCACGUGAUCACGCACCGGCGAUCGACCUCGAAAACAUUGUCACUCUCAGUGGAAUUGUGCCUUAUUUUAGUCCAACGGGCGAUGUCAUAGAGCUAGAAACAUGACAGCUUUGAAGAUCCUGAUUUUGGGUGUCGUCUGUGUUCAGCUUUCUUGUGGGAGAGAGUUCUCUACCCUGAAUCAUAUACGGAGCAAGACGCCAUCUGAUGUCCAGUCAACGGCUGCAGCCGACCUCAUCAAGCGGGUCAUCGGGGUCAGGGCCUCGGAUUUCCUGGUCUCUGUGGACCCCAGUAUUGGACCCAAGAACAGGGACACAUUCAAGUUGGUGUCAAGUGGCGCCAAGCUGUCCAUCACGGGGACCAGUGGUGUGGCGGUCGCCAUGGGCUUCUACUACUACCUCAAGUACUACUGUGGGGGGCAGUUCACCUGGGCGGGACAACAGGUCGCCCUGCCAACAGUACUGCCAGUUAUUGCAUCUCCUGGAAAAGUGGUCACUUCCAAUGAUCAGUUUCGGUACUACCAGAAUGUCUGCACUGUCAGCUACUCCUUCGCUUGGUGGGACUGGGCUAGAUGGGAGAGAGAGAUAGACUGGAUGGCCUUGCAGGGCAUCAACCUGCCCUUGGCCUUUACAGGACAGGAGGCCAUCUUCCAGAGGGUGUACAUGGCUAUGGGCUUCACUGAUAAAGACCUUGAGUCACACUUUGGUGGAGCAGCCUUUCUAGCAUGGGCUAGAAUGGGUAAUAUACAUGGUUGGGGAGGCCCAUUGCCCCAAACCUGGAUGGAUGCUCAGCUGAUACUCCAGCACCAGAUAGUGACCAGGAUGAGGUCGCUUGGUAUCACUCCAGUCCUGCCUGGGUUUGCAGGGCAUGUUCCUGCUGCCAUUACAAGGGUGUUCCCCCAAGCUAAUGUCACGAGACUUGGUGGAUGGUCCAACUUCCAUCAAAACUAUUCAGAAACCUAUCUGCUGGAUUUCAGUGACCCGUUGUUUUCAAAGAUAGGUGGCAGCUUCAUCAAGGCAAUGGAAUAUGAAUUUGGUGUUGACCACAUCUACAAUGCUGACACCUUCAAUGAAAUGACCCCACGAUCAAAUGAUCCAGCAUACUUGGCCGCAGCCGCUAAAGGAGUCUACAAUGGGAUGUUGGCAGGCGACACACAAGCUAUCUGGCUGAUGCAGGGCUGGCUGUUCAUGGAGCAGGGGUUCUGGAAGCCUCCCCAGAUCAAGGCCCUCCUCACCGGAGUACCACAGGGCAAGAUGAUCAUCCUUGAUCUCAUAUCGGAGUUAUACCCCAUCUACGCCCGCACCGAGUCCUACUACGGCCAGCCAUUCAUCUGGUGCAUGCUGCACAACUUCGGGGGCACCAUGGAGCUGUAUGGAGCCCUGGACAAGGUCAACGGGGGUCCUUCCGCAGGCCGCUCUUUCCCGAACACCACCAUGGUGGGCACGGGUCUCACCCCGGAGGGCAUCAACCAGAACGAGGUCAUGUACGAGUUCAUGAAUGAACAAGCGUGGAGACCUGGACCGGUUAACCUGCUUGAUUGGAUCGACAGCUACCAGAAGCAGAGGUACAAUGGGGGAAACAAGUUCACCUCUGUAGCCUGGGCUCUGCUGAAGUGGAGUGUGUACAACUGUUCUGACACCCAUCGGGAACACAGUACAAAUGUCCCAAUCACUACACGACCGAGACUUGUACCUGAACUUGCACCAGAUAUAUGGUAUGAUCCGGAGCAGCUUUACCAGGCCUGGGACAACAUGGUUCUGGCAUCAACGACUCCAGCCCUGGGGAACAACACACUGUUCACGUAUGACCUGGUGGACGUGACCCGCAACAGCCUACAGAUCCUCUCCUCCAUGUACUACCAUGACAUCAUCGCCGCCUACAACACAACCAACACCUCACAGCUCCAAACGGCAGGCCAGAAGAUGGUUGACCUUCUGAGUGACCUUGACACACUUCUUGCCUCCGAUGUUCACUUCCUGUUGGGCACGUGGACAGAAGCAGCUCGGCAGUUCUCACUAGAUGUAAAUGAUACAAUCUUGUAUGAUCUCAACUCUCGGAACCAGGUGACAUUGUGGGGUCCUACUGGACAGAUCAGGGACUAUGCAGCCAAACAGUGGUCUGGCUUGAUAAACAGAUACUACAAACCUAGAUGGCAGUUGUUUGUUGAUAGCCUGGUCAACUCCACUAAAACGGGCAUACCAUUCAACAAUGUGAAGUACGACCAGGACACAUUCAGCACAGUGGAGCUUCCAUUCUCCAAUGACCACACAGCCUUCCCUACCACGACUACUGGAAGUUCUGUGGAUCUAGCAGCCAAGUUCCACCAGAAGUACCGGUCAGAAACCAAGUCCAAGUUCUUUUCCCAGUUCCCCAGAAAGUCUGACAGAACUUCUGCCUUCUCUAAACAGCUGGCAAGACAAUGGGGGCGAGCUCUGGCUUAAUGAGGAGCAGGGGGGUGAAUAUAUCAGCCUUGAAUCUGCCCCGACAUCUAUCAGUACGGCAAUACCAUUGGGUUGGUGGAGGGUAUUUGUUAGGCCGACAAUGAAGCAACAUUUUGUGAAGCUCUCGUAAAAUCACAAAUAGAGUAAGAUUUCCUUCACUAAAGAUGUUUUUUACUACAGUAAGCAGUAUUUACAACACCAUUUUUCAUGUCAUAGAUGUAUAGAUUAUUUAACAUGGGUACUCAACCUUUGUCACAUGGUUAAAGGGGACAUGCAGCUUGACCGUACACAGAACCACCAAGAGAUAUGUGAUUUUCUUGAAUGGGUAACUCUUGAAAUGGCCUGUUUGUUUUUAUGAAAUGGUCAUUACUCUGAAUAUGCCUCGGUGUAUAAAUGAGUGUAUAUAACUGUCGUUUAGUGUCAAGAAGCUUGUUAUUACCUGAGGAAUACUCACAAUCACAAAUGUAUCUUGAGGUUCAGAAAAAGCGACUUCCUGUGAGUUUUAAAGACUACUCAAUCAUUGACUAGCAGGGUACUAUGGUGCACUGGUGGAGAUAACUAAACUGUAAUGCCUACAGAGACAUUGUUAAUAUCUUGCUAAUCAUGCCUGUACUUAAAUUGUCCCCUCUGCUGGCUUCCUUUCAUGACCUCACUUCGGCAAGGGUCUCGUCUCACAAGUUGCAAAGUUGGGUGGGGGGUAAGUGGUUAAGGUGUUGGCUCAUCAGGUGGGAGAUCUGGGUUUGAUUCUCCUCAUGUGCUAAGCCCACUAUGUCCAGGUUAUGUUAUAUAGAGGGCUUAAUGCUAAAAGAGUGUAACUCACUCAAUCACUGAGUCUUCAUUGUCAGUAUUUGUACUUGAUGUGUUGAUAUAUGCAAUACUGUAAAUGUUUGAGGUGAUGUGUAAAUAUCUCGCCAAACAUGGUAAUGGUCACUUACCCUGUCCAUUGUCUGAGGGUUUGUGACACUAUCUGCAAAUCCUGACAUAGUUAUUUUUGUAUCAUUUUGUUUUGAGUUUAAAAUGAGUUGUCACUGAUCACAUGUGUGUUUUAUACAUUUUGUGUACUUUUUGUGGGAGUAUUUUUCAAGAUGUGUACAUUCCCUGGAAUAAACUGUGAUACCUCUAAAUGUCUGGUGUUGCAUCAUUCAGAUGGUUAUUCCAGAGAGAUAGAAAACAGAAUAUAAUAAUAUGAUUGUGGAAUCUGAUUGUACACUAUGCAAAUAGAUGGGGGAUCUAAGUGUUUAUAUGCAAAUAGAUGGGGGAUCUAAGUGUUUAUAUGCAAAUAGAUGGGGGAUCUAAGUGUUUAUAUUCAAAUAGAGGGGGGAUCUUAGUGUUUAUAUGCAAAUAAGGUUUGUGGAUCUGGUAGCAGAAUUUCAUUCUUAGUACAUGGUUUGAAAUAGUUUUCGAGAAUUUAAGCCUCACUCACUCACUCACUCAUUCAUAAAGGGUUGGUUUUAGAUAUUGUUCAUGUCCAUUUGAUAAAAUGAGAACCCGAAAAAUGAAAGCAAAACAUUUUUUUUACAUUUUAUUAGAUGAAAAUAUCUACAAAUAAAGUGUUUUGACAGUUAAAA